AUGCCGAAAACAGUACAAGAGCAAGCUGUAUCGUUUGUAAAAGAUCUGGCGGCCGGUGGGGUUGCCGCUGCUAUUUCAAAGACUGCAGUAGCUCCCAUCGAAAGAGUCAAGUUGCUUCUACAGGUUCAAGCAGCCUCGAAGCAAAUCUCCGCCGACAAAGAGUAUAAAGGCAUCAUAGACUGUUUUACUCGAGUAACAAAAGAACAAGGGUUCUUCUCGCUAUGGAGAGGUAACUUUACAAAUGUCAUUCGUUACUUUCCAACGCAGGCACUUAACUUCGCCUUCAAAGAUAAAUACAAACAGAUCUUCCUCGGUGGCGUAGACAAGAACAAACAAUUCUUAAAAUUUUUCUUGGGUAACUUGGCUUCUGGUGGUGCUGCUGGUGCAACGUCAUCUAUAUUCGUGUAUCCUUUGGACUUCGCGCGUACGCGGUUGUCAGCUGAUGUUGGUAAAGGCUCUGCACGUGAGUUCACAGGUCUUGGUAACUGCCUUGUAUCAAUAUACAGAUCGGAUGGGUACCUCGGACUGUACAGAGGUUUCUUUACCUCAUUACAAGGUAUCAUCAUCUACCGUGCUGCAUUCUUCGGCUUGUACGACACAGCAAAAGGUGCAAUUCCUUACAAGCUUAACAUCUUCUUCUCAUGGAUGAUUGCCCAAUGCGUGACAACAGCUUCAGGUAUCAUCUCCUAUCCAUUCGACACUGUUCGACGUCGUAUGAUGAUGCAGUCUGGUCGCAAGGAUGUCAUGUACAAGAACACAAUUGAUUGCUGGAGGAAAAUUGCUCAGCAGGAAGGCUCUAGGGCUUUCUUCAAGGGUGCGCUGUCCAAUAUAUUCCGUGGUACAGGAGGAGCUCUUGUGUUAGUUCUGUAUGAUGAAAUUAAGGCACUUAUUGUUUAG
Anneissia japonica is the source of this 897-nucleotide messenger RNA. RefSeq names its product ADP/ATP translocase 1-like. The coding region runs from base 1 to 897 and encodes 298 amino acids. Gene Ontology annotation, cellular component: mitochondrial inner membrane. The transcript has 2 exons. Gene Ontology annotation, biological process: mitochondrial ATP transmembrane transport; mitochondrial ADP transmembrane transport. Gene Ontology annotation, molecular function: ATP:ADP antiporter activity. The record is from RefSeq and is a predicted model, not a curated record. NCBI's taxonomy places the organism in Eukaryota, Metazoa, Echinodermata, Crinoidea, Comatulida, Comatulidae.